UGAGAGCAUAUUUUUCGUCAUGUUCUCCGCGUCCGCGUCAUUCUCUCCCCUUAUCGACGCUUGCAGUCGCCACCACCACCAACCAUCACUUGCUUUCUCUUCUUCCAGUCUAUGACGCAGCCGGAGGAGGCGGUCCAAAAUCUCUCAGGCGAGACGGAGAUGGAGAAGGGGAAGGAGAAACAGGAGGCAGCCACCGUGUCCUUUUCUUUAAACCCAGAAGAACCGGGAACUGAGACUGACCGCUUCCAACAGGCUCUACUGGAACUGAAAGACUUGCACUCUCAACUACACCAGGCAGCAGAUUACUGCGAGAAUGCAUUUUUAAAGGCCGGUAAUAGAAAAUUAGUUUUGGAGAGCACAAAGAACUACAUUAGUGAUGCAGUUGUUGCCAUGGUCGAUCAUCUGGGGAAUGUUUCAUCCAAGCUCGAGCACCGACUCCAUGGCAACAUCGAGGCCGCGCAAACAGAGCAAAAGAUUGAUUGCUUAAAACAGAGGCUUCUCACGUGUCAACAAUAUGCUGUAAGUCUCAAUCUGUCUGCCGUGCAAUGGAGUGCCAAGCUGCCACGAUAUCACCAGCAUUAUCUGUCACCAUUGGCUCAGCAUCCUGAAAAGUCGACUGGUAUCUCCAGAGAUGAGACUGCUGAUAAAAUAGCAUCCGAAACACCUAGGAAGAAAGAUCGGUUGGCAGUGACCGUUUGUCCUUCAGUCUCUGUUGCAGGUGAUAGUGUCAAGAUUCCCAAUGUGGGUGCAGGAAUAACAUUCAGCACAGCUGUGCCAGUUCUCGAAGGCUCAUCUAUACUUUCAAAACCAUGCAAUUCUUCCUUUGGUUCCUAUACAGAUGAUGUUCAUCUGCUGCCUGGUGUGGACCAGAAGAAGAAGUCCAUGCAAGGGAUUAACUUGUUGUCAUUUCUUCGGUUGAGUAAAAGAAAGACCUAGAAAAGGAUGGCAGCAAAAUCUUGUAAUCAAAAAACUUAAAAACUCUAGUUGGCUGGAGUUUUCCUUUUACCUUUUUACAUAUAGAUAAAACAUGUUCAUGGUAUAGGUGCACAAGUUUUGUAGAACUUGGAUGCAUGUUCAACUUAACAACAUGAAUGAUUC
Molecule: messenger RNA, 1098 nt
Organism: Elaeis guineensis (African oil palm)
Lineage: Eukaryota; Viridiplantae; Streptophyta; Magnoliopsida; Arecales; Arecaceae
Product: probable protein ABIL5
Source: RefSeq, a predicted model, not a curated record